Molecule: messenger RNA, 1038 nt
Organism: Rhodotorula toruloides NP11
Lineage: Eukaryota; Fungi; Basidiomycota; Microbotryomycetes; Sporidiobolales; Sporidiobolaceae
Product: protein of Calcipressin family
Exons: 2
Coding region: 1-1038 (345 amino acids)
Biological process (GO): calcium-mediated signaling
Cellular component (GO): cytoplasm; nucleus
Molecular function (GO): calcium-dependent protein serine/threonine phosphatase regulator activity; nucleic acid binding
Source: RefSeq, a predicted model, not a curated record
AUGACAGCGACCUCGACGCCCAAGCGGCGGACCAGACGACCCCCGCCAGCGCCAACAAACGUCCUCGUCCUGGUCCUCCCGUCGCUGCUCUUCUCCUCCGACCUCCUCCCGCUCUUCCGCGCACACUUUGCGUCGUACGGGACACUGCACGCAUGGACGCCGCUCGAGAAGUUCGGCAGGGUCAUCUGCGUGUAUGACGACGAGGAUGAGGCGCGCAAAGCACGAGACGAGAUGGAUGGGUUCGUGUGGGAGGAAGACGGCGACGAGGGCUUGCCAAACGGCUACGAACCGACCCCGAUACGCGCCUACUAUGGCCCGACUUUCCCAACAGAACGACUAGCCUACCUUCAAAAGUCGCAAACCACUGCAGCGACGCACCUCGAAGUCCCCUCGUCCGGCAAAAAUUUCCUCAUCUCGCCGCCUGGGUCGCCGCCUGUCGGGUGGGAACAAAUCGAGGAGGACGAGCCGAACCGGAGGGUUUGGCAUGAGGGCGAGGAGCCUCGCUCGAGAGGGGGCGAGGUCGACUUUGAGGAGCUGAAAAAGGCGGGAGGGGGAAAGGAUGACAAGUGGGCGGAUGAGCUGGCAAGGGCGUUGAGGUUCCUCAGUGUUGACAGCGGAGGCGGCGAGGACGAGGCGGACGAGGACGAGGUGUUGGGCGACGCGUCUCCACCGUUCAACGCCGACGAGGACGGUACUCCCUCUACCAAACUCGUUCUCCACCCUGCGCCUAUACCGUCCUUCGCCGUCUCUUCCUCAUCAUCAUCACCUGCCGUACGACCAGCCGUUACCAUCUCCUCCCCACACGCCAGUUCCUUCCCCUCCUCUUCACCUCACGAAUCUCCGGCUUCUCCUACCGGCACUCCUCCGCCGGGCGCAGCCAAGAUCUCUUCCGUCAAGGCGACGAUCGAGUCGAUGCUCGGUCGCAAACGGAGCUUUGGUGACCUGCGCGGCUACGAGGCCGGCUCGAACGGCUUUGGCGCGGCUGUCGAAGGAGGAGGAGCGAGGAUCACGCCAACCGCUCGACCGCCUCUCGCUUGA